Messenger RNA from Oryza sativa Japonica Group (Japanese rice), 879 nucleotides. The record is from RefSeq and is a predicted model, not a curated record. Lineage: Eukaryota; Viridiplantae; Streptophyta; Magnoliopsida; Poales; Poaceae.
AUGUCCGAAGAGACCCAUGUUGAGGCAUAUUCCUUGCCAAUGCAAAAUGAAGACCUUCAUACUUCAACAAAUGGUGCAAAAGGAAGAGCCAAAAGAUCAAGCAACUUUAAUCGUAAGGAGGACAUUCAACUGUGCAUUUCAUGGCAAAGCAUUAGCUCGGAUCCUAUUAUUGGCAAUGAGCAACCAGGGAAGGCAUAUUGGCAAAGGAUUGCAGAGCACUACCAUGCUAACUGUGAUUUUGAGUCUGAUAGGAAUGCAAACUCUCUUGAGCACUUUGGGGUUCUUGAAGCUGAGGCAUUGUACUCAUCCAAUGCAUCGAAGAAUAGGGCAUUUAAGUUUAAUCAUUGUUGGCUCAAGUUGAGGAAUUCUCCAAAGUUUCAAACUCUAGAAUCCCACAAGAGGCCAAGGUCUAGGAAGUCUUCCACCCCAAUUAAGAGUGCUGGUGAAGAAGAUGAAGAAGGAGAUGAUGCUAGGAAGAGUACAACUCCUGAUUUAUUACAGCCAAGUGCUAAAAAAAGACCAAUGGGUAGGAAGCAAGCAAAGGAGAAGAUGAAGAAUGGAGAAGAUGGACCAUACAAGGAGGCGAUGAAAGAUUUGCUUGACGCCAAAGAGAAAGAAGCUAAAGUGAAAGAAGAGAGAUGGAAGGAAACUAAGGAGAUUCAAGAGCACAAGCUCUUAUUUGCUGAGCGUAAGUUAGUGUGGGAUCAAGAACAGAAGAUCAUGUUUUGUGAUGUUUCCACAUUGGAACCAGAUGUGAGAACAUAUGUGUUGGCUAUGAGGACACAAAUUGCAGCUUCAAAGGUGGCUGCCCUUAAUGUUGGAUUUGAUGGUAGUAGUGGCUUUGGAGGUGAGUUUGGUGACGGUAAUGGAGAAGUUUGA